AUGUGUCUGUGUUCGAAUGAAAUCAUCUCCAGCGAAACAAAUGUCAAACAAUUUAUAAAGAGAAAAGUAGAAACAUUUUUCAAUAUUUUUCUAAAGUUUAUUUAUUAAAUCAAAAAUGCCUGUGUAUGAGAUAGCGCCAGUAGUUUUUGAUAUCGGUUCCGCAUAUACAAAAUUGGGAUUUGUAGCUGAACCGCAUCCACGCUCAAUAGUUCCGACCCAAAUCAUAUCGGGAACAUCGCCAACAACAUCAAAACCACUUUUUGAGUAUAAAAAUCAGCUUCAGCUGUACGACCAAGUUGUUGAUUUUGUGCAAACAUUGUUCUUCAAACAUUUAUUAGUCAAUCCAAAAGAGCGAAAGGUGGUAAUCGUUGAAAGUGUUCUAUGUCCGACGGAGAUUCGUGAAGUGUUUGCCAAAGUGCUAUUCCGACACUUUGACAUAUCAUCCAUACUAUUUGUAACAUCGCAUUUGGUGGCAUUGUCAACAUUGGCUAUCGAAACUGGGCUAGUGGUUGACAUUGGUCACAAGGAAGCAACAGUUAUCCCGGUAUACAGCGGAGUACAAGUACUUUUUGCUUGGCAGGCCCAACCAUUGGCCGCCGAAGCUGUUCAUACCGAAAUCAAGAGACAAUUGAUCGAGAAUGGCGUAUCGAGUGAGCUACUCACCGAUGACAUUAUCGAAGAGAUAAAAGUUCGCACAUGUUUUGUAACCACAUACGAAAGAUCACAAAAAUACAAAAACAAUGAAGAAGUUAGCCCACCACCCGACGUCAGCUAUCCAAUUCAAGGCAAAGAAACAAUUACCAUUCCCGGUAAAUUGAGAGAAACUGCAUAUGAAGUCUUGUUCCCAGAGGAUAACGAUCGUUUGGGUUUACCGUAUAUUAUUUUGGAUGCGAUUGCGGCUUGUUCGCUUGACAUGCGAAAAACUUUGUUGGAAAAUUUGGUAAUUUUAGGUGGAACAGCAAUGGCACAAGGCCUGACAGCACGUUUGAAAGAUGAAUUAAUUACACUUUUGAAAACUGGUGUGUACAAAGAAAAAUUACACACGACCACUGUGAAAUUCCAUCGUCUACCGGCCAAGGAAAAUUUUGCAGCUUGGUUGGGCGGUUCCAUUUACGGUGGCACUGAAAUGCUGAAGGCAAAGGGGCUAGCCAAAGAAACGUACAUGAAAUUGAAUCGUGUUCCGGACUGGAUAAAUUUAGACGAUAAUAGACCAUGGGGCAAUUGAUCAGUAUAUAAUUUAUUCCAUACACACAUAUUUUAUAACAUAGUUAUUUUGAGAUAAAAUUGAGUUACAUGUUUAGCUUAAGUUUAUUGAAUUAUCA
Messenger RNA from Contarinia nasturtii (swede midge), 1322 nucleotides. It is a transcript of the gene Arp10, whose product is annotated as actin-related protein 10. The record is from RefSeq and is a predicted model, not a curated record. The transcript is spliced from 3 exons. Lineage: Eukaryota; Metazoa; Arthropoda; Insecta; Diptera; Cecidomyiidae. The coding region runs from base 116 to 1225 and encodes 369 amino acids. Gene Ontology annotation, biological process: retrograde axonal transport of mitochondrion.